Messenger RNA from Talaromyces amestolkiae, 396 nucleotides. RefSeq lists its product as uncharacterized. Bases 1 to 396 code for a protein of 131 amino acids. Lineage: Eukaryota; Fungi; Ascomycota; Eurotiomycetes; Eurotiales; Trichocomaceae. The record is from RefSeq and is a predicted model, not a curated record. The transcript has 2 exons. Gene Ontology annotation, cellular component: mitochondrial outer membrane. Gene Ontology annotation, biological process: mitochondrial outer membrane translocase complex assembly; protein insertion into mitochondrial outer membrane.
AUGGCCGACGAUCGAUCGACCGAGCGUAUCGAACUGUACGAUUCGGCUAUUACAGUCCCUUCCGACUCUGAAAACUACUCCGCCAACAACGAGCUCUCGUCCUCACCACCGUCCACAUCUAGCUCGCCGGUGAUUCUAUACAAACCGCCGACAUUAUGGGGUCUCUUGCGGGGGACAGCGAUCAAUGUUCUUUUGCCAUUUGUGAAUGGGCUGAUGCUGGGACUGGGCGAAUUACUGGCACAUGAAGCUGCUUUCCGCUUAGGUUGGACCAACACAAAGAUUUUCCCUGCCUACAGACGCACGACACCUGUUGGCCCCGGUAUCGAGUUAAGAGAAGUUCGUGACCGACGGACGGAUCCCCAUGCCAACGUUGGGGAUGCGGCAUCCCUGGAAUAA